UCAAGAUAUUUUAAUUGAGAUAUUAUUAUGUUUAGCAUAUUAUUUGAUACCGAUUUCGUUUACUGAUCUACAAAUGAGAAAAAACGCAACUUCUCAUGGAGGUAAAUCAACGAAGAACGAAACUUUAGCCCGUGGUAAUAAGAGCAUGGCUACUAACACUUCGAAAACUAAAACCGUGAGAGGUGUUAUAAACAAGGAUAACACUAAUACUAGCGUGGCAAAGUCAACAAAAGUAACGAAAGAGAAAGGGGGAACAAAAUUAUCUAAAGAAGGAAGGGAUGAUUUUGUCACCCAAGAUCCACAAGCCAUCGAUAUGAUGGAUGCUGCCGAAUCAGGAUCUAUUUCACCCAAAAGAGAGGAGGAUACUACCAAAUUAUCAUGGGGAUGUAAAGAGAAGAAUAAAAUUCCAUUGGCCGCUGCUUCAGCAAGCAAACGUUGUAUAGCGGUGAACAUGUCACAUUAUGUCUUAAAAAGGUUGAUUGCAGCUCAGUGUGAUGGAUCAAGUAUGAAAAUUAAAGUUGCAAAGGAUAUUAAAGAUAUUGAAAUUACACUUAAUGGAAAAGAUAAGUUUCAAUUUACAAAAACACCCGUGGAAAAAUUAUCAAAAAUUCUUUUGUUGAGCAGAAAUAAGAUGGAGGUAGUCGGGGAUAUCAAAUACCAAGUUACAAGUACAAAAGAUUCGAAUCGCAAAGCAAAAAUGGAUCUAGCGACUAAAAGGCUGAAUACUGCUUAUAAAGAGGAAAAGAUAAAAAAGGAAAAAAGAAGAAUCCAAGUGAUAGAUCCGCUACCAGAUCCUGAUGUGGUGAAAUCGAAAAGCACAAAAACCAAUCGUCCCAAACGAAAAGAGCCGGGCAUGUCAUAUUGUGUACCAGCUUCAUCAUCGUUUAUUUCAAACGAUGAUACGUCAGGUGUUCCACUUAGGAAGAGAGUUGUCCAUCUAAUUGCGUCCACCGAAUUAACCCCUGAUCUAUUAAACACCGAUCAGAUUGUGAAGAAAGUUAAAGAUAAUAAAGAAAAUGUGCAAAAAGUAUUGGAAGAGGUUGCGGAACAUACAAAAAAGGGUUGGAAGCUUACGAAUAACGCCUGGUUGACGCUUGAACCAUACACUUGGUUUAGUUAUGGGCAAAAAGUGGUUAGUGGUGUUGUUCAAAAAAUGAACGAAGUCGCAGACGAAAUGGGCUUACCUCCAGAUGCGCCUCAACGACCUCGUCCACCCAAGCAUACUCUCCCCCCCAAUCAUUCUACGAAUAUUGAUGUUGGAGAGUCUUCAUCUAGAAAACGUCACAAGAUUAGUUCAGGAGCAUAUUCAGAAAUUCAGCAAAGCAACGAUGUUUUGCUUCCUGGAACUAUUAGGGGUGCCAAAACUAUUCGAGGUGGGAAAAGUACAAAGGGACGGGGCGCUAAAACUCUUACUAGUUUACAAAAACAUGAUGAUGAUAUAGAUUAUGAUGCUAAAAGUGUUCUUUCAACUCGAGGUGCCAAAUCUAUUCGAGGUCGUGGUAACAAGACAACAGCAACUACAAUCGCUUCCUUAACAGCUGAACCAACUACAAGUCAUUCAAUUCAAACGACUACUCGAGCCAAAAGAGGAAGGCCACUUGGCUCGAAAACUUCUCGUGCUAAUAAGACUUCAACUUUAAAAGGCACAAUAGCAUUAUCAAAUAUUGAACCAUCUAAGCAAGAAAAGCAAGAAACUACUGAGGUCAAUGGCCAUACGUUAGUAAAUGGAAUUAAUAACGAAGCCAAACAAAGUAAAUACCGAGUCAAUACUUUAACUGAAUUUCGAGAUCUCAUUGAUGAGUUUAAUGCUAAGCAAGAUGAAUAUAAUGAGAUAGACUUGAAGUUAACAAACUGGAUCCCAUUGUAUGAAGAGUUGUAUCCCAGUCUCCGCAGUGCCAGACAAUCCCGUGAAAAACCUAUUAUAAAUAGGAUUAUGGAAACGUUCGGGAAUGGGAGUGAAGUUUUCAAUUUAGUUGAGCGGUUUAAUGCUCUUGAAGAAGAGCUGUAUCAAAUUUCAGCUGAGGCUUGGCGAGCAGCAAAAGAAG
This is a messenger RNA of Dentiscutata erythropus, 2045 nucleotides long. Lineage: Eukaryota; Fungi; Glomeromycota; Glomeromycetes; Diversisporales; Gigasporaceae. The record is from the annotation of a GenBank genome assembly.